AUUUUGUGCUGAAAUAUCUUCAAAAAUAAGAAAAAUUUAAUUCAUAUUUCUCCCGUUGCGUACGGGACGUAAAACUAUAUACCACACUCUGGCGGAAUAUUCUAGAACUAAAUUAAACAGUCAACUGGUACUCUGAAGUCCUAGGCAAGGUUAACACGUUUCGUGCACAGAAUCCAUCGAUGGUGUUUUCAGAAAAUCAAAUGGACGCAUUGUGGUUUUAGCGGCGCGUGGCUGCGAUGUGUGAUGCGUCCUGCAGCAGCAAACAAAAGAACGAUCCUUUAACUACGCAGGACCUGCAAACACAGCGACAGUAAUCAUGCACAAGCUCAAGUCGUCGCAGCGCGAUAAAGUGAAGAAGUUCGUCUCAUUUACACAGACUGGUGAAAGCACAGCAAUCUAUUGUCUUGCUGCAAAUGACUGGAAACUAGACCUUGCCAGUGACAACUAUUUCCAAAAUCCCGAUGCUUACUACCGUGAGCCUAAAUGCGUCGAUCGGAAAAAGUUGGACACUCUUUAUGCGCGAUACCGAGACACUACCGAUCAUGAAAAAAUCACUGCUGAUGGUGUGAUGCAGUUACUGGAUGAUCUCGGCUUACCACCGGAGAGUAAAAGAGUCCUGAUUAUCGCGUGGAGGUUUAAAGCCGCCACACAAUGCGAGUUCACUCGGAAGGAAUUUAUUGAAGGCAUGAUUGCACUUGAUUGUGAUGACAUUGACAAGUUGGCUACCAAACUGGGCCAGCUGGAGGAUGAAUUGGAAACAUCUCCAGCACUAUUCAGAGACUUUUAUCAUUUUACUUUUAACUAUGCAAAGAACUCGACUCAGAAGGGCCUGGAUUUGGAUGUGGCGAUUUUCUACUGGAAUAUUGUACUCAAAAGCAAAUUUAGGUUUCUGCAGUUAUGGUGCACAUUCGUGCAGGAACAUCACCAGAAAUCAAUACCCCGCGAUACGUGGAACCUUCUGCUGGAUUUUGCCGGCCAGAUAUCAGACGACCUAAGCAAUCACGAUGAGGAAGGCGCAUGGCCCGUUCUUAUCGACGAAUUCGUCAUCUGGGCGCAGUCGAACCUCAAUUCGGUCUCCUCGACGACGAAAUCCAAGUACCCUGACGAUGGCGGCGGCUCUGAGCUUAGCUAGAUUUGUUGUUACAUCUAUAGCGUUAUGAUUAAUAUCAAGUUUGAUUGUUUGCGCUUUUCUCCGCUCGUACAAAAAAGAAACCACCAACUUAUCAAACAACAAAAGAAGUUUAUAAUAAUAUCUCGGCAAUUAGUUGAUAAAAAAAAAACCUGCGAAUUUCGUUAAUUGUUAAAACAAGAAAUUAGUUGAUGUUGUAAAUAUUAAUGUAAAAUGAAGUGUUUAAGCAAAAAUUGGCCGGAUUCGUUGCGACUUUAAACUAUUUACAAUUUACGGGAUUUUCACAUUGAAAAUGAUGCAUGGAGGAAGCAUGUUGUACAUUGUUAAAUUGUUUACUCGUGCGGGAUUGUGUAUCUUUCACUGUAUGUUGUUUAUUUGUAAUUUACUUUAGUCCAGAGCGCAGUAAACAAGAAACAGAAUGCGGUACCAAUAACCAGAAACGAGAAUGCGAAUAAAAUUUACUUUUUGAAAUAAAAAAUAUUAAAACAAACCAAAAA
This is a messenger RNA of Dalotia coriaria, 1626 nucleotides long. RefSeq names its product defective in cullin neddylation 1 domain containing SCCRO (gene SCCRO). The record is from RefSeq and is a predicted model, not a curated record. Gene Ontology annotation, biological process: protein neddylation. The transcript is spliced from 4 exons. Gene Ontology annotation, cellular component: ubiquitin ligase complex. Lineage: Eukaryota; Metazoa; Arthropoda; Insecta; Coleoptera; Staphylinidae. Bases 317 to 1132 code for a protein of 271 amino acids. Gene Ontology annotation, molecular function: cullin family protein binding; ubiquitin-like protein binding; ubiquitin conjugating enzyme binding.